AUAACGCCGCACAACAUCGCACUGGUUCGGUUCAGCCUCCUUGCCCCCCUGAAAGCACGCUAGUCAUCUCCCCAUCUCCAUGCAGGGACAUCUCCCGGAGCAAAAGCUAGGAUAACAGCAGCUUCGAAGUCUCCCGUUGGAGGAAAACAGACCGAACGACACAGGCGUAGUAGACAGGCACAAGGGCAACAUUAUUCGACGGUGGCCACAAUUACUGCAACCCUGCUGAAAUCGUAGAAAUCAAUGGAUCUGUACUGAAUCGUGUGAAUACUGUUGACCGCCACGACUUCAAAGUCAUUUAUGAGGUGCGACUGAGCAUCGGUUGGGAUAUGUCGGUGAAAUGAGCAUCGGUAUGAAGUAACAACAGAUAAAUAAGGUACCUUAGUAGGUAGAAACAGGACUUUGUCCAAGCUCAAGCCACUAAUAAUACAAAAGACACGGAACGGCAACAUGCAAUCAGCCAUUUAUCCAUCCCCCUCAACACUCUAUCUCCAACCCAAAUUCUUGAGCAAAACCCGAGCAGCCCUUGUCAGCCACGAUAACCCAUGCCAUGUACGGGGUACAGUUCAUACUUGUUAUGGGCGCGCAUUGGUCUCGCCUGGGGGUGGGACGGCAGAGCAUCCUUACCCAUACCCAUGCCCAUGCCCAUACAGCACGAUGCUAAACAAGACCCUGUUGCUAAUAUCCCCCGUACUCGCCUGUGUGAUUAAAAACGCCUCGGACUCCUCAGUUUAUAUAUAUCUGCCCUUGAUCUCCCUGUUCCAGGACCCGUCUUUUCUCCUUAACCUCCUUAACCUCCUCUACAUUCUCCAGUUCUUCCUACUACAUCCUCGAACGUCGACCCUCACGUAAUUGCCAUCAUGAAGUUCCUCUGGUCCCUCGCCCUCUUCGCUGCUGCGGCUUCCGCCCAGUCCUCUACGGACUCUGGCGCUGCUCCCUCUGCCUCUAGCGAGUGUGAGGCUGACUACAUCGUCAAGAAAUGUCUCGAGACCGAGAACGCAAAGGUCGAGGACUGCAAGGCCAACGAUUGGGACUGUCUCUGUGCUGCAUAUGAGGCUGUUGCUACCUGCUUCAACAACUGCCCAGACGACCCUCGCGCCAGCUCCGCCCAGAGCCAGGUUCAGGUCAACUGCCAGCAGGCCUCUCUCUAUGGCACUGCAACCAAGGCCACCAAGACCAGCUCUUCCACAGCGACAGCUGACGCAUCAGAUGCUACCGCCACUGGUUCCGAUGCCCCUGAUGCGACCAGCUCUGCUACUGAGUCUGCCGCCAGCGCCGAGAACACCAACAAUGCUGCCGACAAGGCACGCAACACUGCUGGUGUUCUUCUUGCCGUCGCCGGUGUAGUCGCCGCUAUUCUGUAAUUGCAUGUUGGACAUGGUUUAUGAGUAACAUGGAGGAGUUUGAUUUGGUCUGAGCUUACGGCCGAAAAGCGUGCCAUCAAUGAUCUAUCUAAGUAAUAAUCUAAUUCAUUAAUACAUACUCGGCUAGGAAAAUCAUCUUAGCCGGUUGAUGAACUGAAUUUCAUGUACG
This is a messenger RNA of Fusarium verticillioides 7600, 1533 nucleotides long. RefSeq lists its product as hypothetical. The coding region runs from base 861 to 1364 and encodes 167 amino acids. The record is from RefSeq and is a predicted model, not a curated record. Lineage: Eukaryota; Fungi; Ascomycota; Sordariomycetes; Hypocreales; Nectriaceae. The transcript is spliced from 3 exons.